Molecule: messenger RNA, 607 nt
Organism: Suhomyces tanzawaensis NRRL Y-17324
Lineage: Eukaryota; Fungi; Ascomycota; Pichiomycetes; Serinales; Debaryomycetaceae
Exons: 1
Coding region: 140-448 (102 amino acids)
Source: RefSeq, a predicted model, not a curated record
CGGUGACAUACUAUUUAUUAACGGUAAUUACUAUACCGUGGCUACUUAUCAUACGGUGCCUUUACUAUUUAUUCAUACCCUAGAUUGGCCAAUAGCGCAUUGUGUCUGCUGCACCUAAUUGCGACACCAUGCAGCCAAAAUGCAUGCACGGAUUUGCACACUGACACCAGACCGCAACGAUUUAUCGCACAACGCCCGUAGCCUCCCAUACCCCCGCCAUCGCAACCCCCCCACUCGUGGCCCCUAUUUCCUCAGGACUGCGGCACCUGCCCACCUGCUGGCUGCCCCUUAUUGGGUUGCACCAUCGGACCGUAGGUCACAUGACCAGGUGCCAAUCAUGUCCCAUGAUGUCACAUCGCGUCAAGUGGUCCCAAAUCGUCUACCCACCAAAAUGUCCACUACGGCCAAAAUGCCACCUUGCGAUCCCGCCAUCCCUGGCAUUCUCUAGCUGCCGACCUCUGCUGCCGCUCCUCCCCGCGACGAGCUUCCCCCAGCUCCGGCCACCCGCAUCUCCUGCUCGUUCCUGCACCAUAAAAGCAAUUAGUAAACAUCCUUUCUAACUCCGAUUGUUGUAGUAACGUCACUAACCAGUGCUACUAUUUAUCGU